GCCGAUGUAUGCUGAUGUGGCACUGCGCGACCCGCCUCCUGCAGCCUUUACGCAUUUCCGGGACACGUUUUUUUCUUUUUCCUACACACGUAAACAUGGCGCCCCCCACCCCGCUGUUAGCAGUGCGAGCAUCAGAUGGAACGGCUCUGCUCAGCGGUCCUCCGACAUGUGAGCCGCACUCGGCCUUCCACAGGGACUCUCGGCCCAGCAGGUGCGUCACCUUCAGCAGAGACGGGACGCUGUUCGGCUGGUGCAACGGACACAAUGUCUCUGUGGUGAAGUCUUCAGACGGCUCCAUCAUGUCAACCUUUGACCUCCCGAAGACGUCUCUGCUGGACUUUUCUCCUCUCAACAACAUUCUGGUCACCUGGCAGCUGUACAACAAGACACAGAACAGUCCUCAGGGUGAAGCUAACCUCCAGCUGUGGGACUUACGGAGCGGUCAGCUGAUCAAAGCUCUGUAUCAGAAGAAGGUCGACUCCUGGUGUCCCAGCUGGUCUGACGAUGAGAAGAUCUGUGUGAGGAGCGUCAACAAUGAGCUGCACUUCUACGAGAACAACGACUUCAACACAAUCGCCAACAAGCUUCACAUGCAGAAAGUGUCAGACUUCGUGUUGUCACCUGGAGGUCAACCCAGCAAGGUAGCCGUCUACGUCCCGGGCAGUAAAGGAGCUCCUUCGUUUGUGCGCCUGUAUCAGUACCCGGUGCUGGGAGGACCCACCGCUGCGCUCGCCAACAAGAGCUUCUUCAAGGCCGACAAAGUCAUCAUGCAGUGGAACAAGAAAGCCUCUGCGGUUCUGGUGACGGCGAGCACUGAAGUCGAUAAAACCGGAGCUUCGUACUAUGGAGAGCAGACGCUACAUUACCUCGCUGUCAACGGAGAGACGGCUCUGGUUCAGCUGCCGAAGAACGGUCCCAUCUACGACGUGGUGUGGAGUCCGAACUCCACGGACUUCUGCGUGGUGUACGGCUUCAUGCCGGCCAAAGCCACCGUCUUCAACCUGAAGUGUGACCCCGUGUUCGACUUUGGAACUGGACCACGAAACGCUGCCUACUACAGUCCUCAGGGUCACAUCCUGGUUCUGGCUGGUUUUGGGAACCUGCGCGGUCAGAUGGAGGUCUGGGAUGUGAAGAAAUACAAACAGGUGUCCAAACCUCAAGCGCCUGACAGCACACAUUUCUCCUGGUGUCCUGACGGCGAGCACGUCGUCACGGCGACGUGUUCUCCACGGCUGCGCGUCAGCAACGGCUACAAGAUCUGGCACUACACCGGCUCUGUGCUGCACAAAUGGGACGCUCCGGCGGGUUCAGAGCUCUGGGAGGUCCUGUGGCAGUCAUUUCCCGACGGCAGCUUCCCUGAACGAGCCGUCAAGUACCAGGCGGCCGCCAGCGAGCUGGGAACCACGCAGGCCGCGCCCACACAGGCAUACCGCCCACCUGCACUGAGACACCUGCCGGCCACAGCCAGCACCAAACUGCAUGAGGAGGAGCCUCCUCAGAACAUGCGUCCUGGUGCUUCGGGGGAGAAAAGUCUCUCUAAAUCAGCUCUGAAGAACCAGAAGAAACGAGAGGCCAAGAAAGCUGCUAAACAGGAGGCAAAACCUGAACCUGAGCCUCCAUCUGACCCCGCCCCUGUCAGCAACAGCCAAUCAGAGCCAAGCAGUGGCGACCCAGAGACUGACAAGAAGAUAAAGAACUUAAAGAAGAAACUUAAAGCCAUCGAGGAGUUGAAGGAUCAGCAGGCGUCUGGAAAAGUCCUGCAGAAAAACCAGCUGGAGAAGAUACAGAAGGAAGAUCAGCUGCUGAAGGAGCUGGAGGAGCUGCAGAUCAGACAGUAGAGGGCGCUGCAGGAGCGACAGGCCCCGUCUUCAAUCCCAUAAUGCAUUGCGCACUCACACACACACAGUACAGAGAGUACCGGUGUGUGUGUGUGUGUGUCAGUUAUCUUUGUUGGACUUUAAGAGACUGAAGGCUUCUGUUUCUGUAUUUUCCCCUUGAAAUGUUUUGAGUUUCCUCAGUCGUUUUCACCUGGCAGGUUUGCAUGAGGGGGUGGGGCCACGUCUCCCGCAGUCAUGAACUGAUUGAACUGGUUUGCGUUCUGUUUUCAUUCACCCGCCUGCUGCUGAGAGCAUCAGUCCAUUCCUCUGUCUGUGGAUGAUACCUAAAGGAAUUCUGGGAAAUGUGAGAUGAAAUUGAGGUGUGUGUGUUUACUGAAAAAAAUCAAAGGACAGCAGUGUGUGUCACAGAAAAACUGAACCUAAAGAAAAGAACCAAGGACUGUCAGAAAUCAGCUUUUCAAAUGAACAUUCUGACAUUUUAAGAAUUUCCAAGAAUGUUGAAAUGUUCCUUUAACACAGUGAACCAGAUGUGUGUGUGUGUGUGUGUGUGUGAGAGAGAGACAGAGACACUGUAUCAAAACCAGCCCAUUGAAGCCCUGUUGCUAUGCAACAUCUGUACAGCUACUGAAGCCUGAAGACAAUGAUCCUUUCAAAAUAAAAGCCUCAUCUCCACACGUCACUGCUUUGGGGCAACAACUUUAGUUCACAGGUUUGAGUUCAACUCCAAUAAACUCUUUGUUAUUGACUCA
This is a messenger RNA of Scatophagus argus, 2587 nucleotides long. It is a transcript of the gene eif2a, whose product is annotated as eukaryotic translation initiation factor 2A. The record is from RefSeq and is a predicted model, not a curated record. The coding region runs from base 9 to 1838 and encodes 609 amino acids. Gene Ontology annotation, molecular function: tRNA binding; mRNA binding; protein binding. Gene Ontology annotation, biological process: translational initiation. The transcript has 16 exons. NCBI's taxonomy places the organism in Eukaryota, Metazoa, Chordata, Actinopteri, Scatophagidae. Gene Ontology annotation, cellular component: cytosolic small ribosomal subunit.